Messenger RNA from Nerophis ophidion (straightnose pipefish), 633 nucleotides. RefSeq names its product general transcription factor IIA, 2 (gene gtf2a2). Gene Ontology annotation, biological process: RNA polymerase II preinitiation complex assembly; transcription initiation at RNA polymerase II promoter. The record is from RefSeq and is a predicted model, not a curated record. The transcript has 4 exons. NCBI's taxonomy places the organism in Eukaryota, Metazoa, Chordata, Actinopteri, Syngnathiformes, Syngnathidae. Gene Ontology annotation, molecular function: RNA polymerase II general transcription initiation factor activity; TBP-class protein binding. Bases 137 to 466 code for a protein of 109 amino acids. Gene Ontology annotation, cellular component: transcription factor TFIIA complex.
GCGAAGAAGAAGAAGCUAAGCUCCGCCCAGUUGUUUGCUAGUUUAGCGUGUCGGGAAGCAAGUCUGCUUGUUAUCUUCCUGAGUCAGCCUAACGUCCGCUCAUCUUCGUCUUUUUUGGGCUCCCGCAGCCUCCAGCAUGGCGUACCAGCUGUACAGGAACACCACGCUGGGAAACAGCCUUCAGGAGAGCCUGGACGAGCUCAUCCAGACCCAGCAGAUCACCCCCCAGCUCGCCCUGCAGGUCCUGCUCCAGUUCGACAAAGCCAUCAACACGGCGCUCGCCAACAGAGUCCGUAACAGAGUCAACUUCAAGGGUUCUUUGAACACGUAUCGCUUCUGCGACAACGUCUGGACGUUUGUCCUGAACGACGUGGAGUUCCGAGAGGUCACCGAUCUGGUCAAGGUGGACAAGGUCAAGAUCGUGGCGUGCGACGGCAAGAAUUCCGGCUCCAACGCCGCCGAGUGACCACGCCCACCGCCACCAAGUGUACAUAUGUGUAUAAUUUAUUCACGCUCCCCUGCAGUGUCCGAGUGUGCACGUGAGCGCACGUGUCACAGCUUGCAGCAGUUUAUUUUAUUCUUUUUUUUUUUUUUUUACGUUUGCAAAAACUUGAAUAAAAAUUGACAAAUGGA